ACAUCAUCUCAUGUAAGUACAUAGUACUGACUUGUGACUCUUAUCUCAACUACAUUUGGUCAAUAUCGCUGAUCUGAUGUUCACCAUGAUCACUUUGUUCCAAUCCAUUGAUAAAUUUCUUUGCUAUUAUUUCUGAUCUGUUGUCUGGAGAAGGAAUACGAGUUACCAAAAAAAGCAAAACUGAGAAAAGAAAAUAAAAAAUUGCAAAAGCAGAGAACGAACGAAAGAAAGAAGAAAAAGUAAUGGAGAUUGUGGUAUCAAUUGUUGGAAAAAUUGGAGAAUACAUUGUUCCUCCUUUCGGAGAACAUGUUGGCUAUCUAAUUUCCUACAAGAGGAACAUCGCGAAAGUAAAAGAGCAUUAUCAGAAGCUGCUUUUAAAGAGGGAAGCCGUGCAACAAUCCGUUAAAGGAGCCAAUUGGAAUCAAGAAGUAAUCGCACGUGAAGUUCAGACAUGGCAAACAAAUGUGGACAUAAGAAUUGAAGGGCUUCGGAAAUUCCUUGAAGAAGAUGUUAAAGCAAAUACGAUGUGCUUGAAUGGGUGGUGCCCAGACUUGAAGUUUCGUUACUCCUUAGGAAAGAAAUCUCAAAAGAAUACUGAAGCCAUAGAGGAGCUAUUACAAGAAGGUGAAAAAUAUGAUCGGGUGUUCAUCCGUGCUCCUCCGUUGGAAGUAGGAUCAACAUCCAAUGGACGCUUUAAGAAUUUCGAGUCAAGAAAGACAAAGAUUAAUCAAGUUUUGGAGGCUCUAAGGGAUGACAAGAUGGACAUGAUUGCGAUAUGUGGUAUGGGAGGCAUCGGGAAGACAGAAAUGGCCAAAGAGAUAGCCAAAAGAGUAAAAGGUGAUAAUUUAUUUGAUAAAGUUGCAAUUGCAGUGGUGUCUCAAAAUCCAAACCUGAAGGAGAUUCAAGCCGCAAUUGCCGAGUGCCUAGGCCCGAAACUUAAUGAAGAGUCUUUAUCAGGAAGAGCAGCUCGACUACAUUCAACACUAGUGAAGAGUACGAAGGUCCUUAUAAUACUGGAUGAUGUUUGGGAACCACUUGAUCUCGAGGCUAUUGGAAUUAGUCAUGGAGAUAAAGAUAAUAGUUGCAAAAUCUUGCUUACCUCAAGAAAUGAAGAAACUUGCAAUCAAAUGAAUACUCAGAAGAUUUUUCCAAUCAAACUCUUGUCUAAAGAAGAAGCAUGGAAUUUUUUUAGAGAGAUGGCAGGUGAUUCAUGUAUUGGUAGCUCCAGUCUACGACUAAAAGCCAAAAUGGUUGAAGAGGAAUGUGGACGUUUACCUAUUGCUAUUGCAACUGUUGGAAGUGCUAUGAAAGACAAUAGCAAGGAAAAUGAGUGGGAUGCCGCACUUGAGCAGCUUAAAAAGUCUAUUCCACAAUAUAUCCCUGGUCUACAUCCAAAGGUCUAUGCCAGCAUAGAGUUCAGUUACAUUCAUUUAAAAAGUAAAGAUGUCAAGUCGUGCUUUCUUAUGUGUUGUUUGUUUCCAGAAGAUUAUGAUAUACCUAUUGAUGAUUUAGUAAGAUACGGCGUUGGGCGAAGGUUGUUUGCUGACAUUGAUACAAUAGCAGAAGCAAGGCGAAGAGUCCAUGCAAUUGUUCAUAAUCUUAAAAGAUCAAAUCUAUUGCUAGAUAGUAGGCAAAAAGCAUUCAUUAAAAUGCAUGAUGUUGUAAGAGAUGUUGCCAUAUCAAUUGCAUCCAGAGAUGAAAAUGGUUUUAUGGUCAGAUGUGAUGUUGGACUUGAAGAAUGGCCACAGAAGGAUACAUAUGAAGGCUUUGCCGCAAUUUCUCUUAUGCUUGGAAAAACAACAAAACAUCCCAAAGGGUUGAAGUGUCCUAGACUUCAGCUUUUGCAACUGUCAUCUUCCAUUUGUCCACUCCCACCUAAUAUGUUUGACGGAAUGAAGGAAAUAAGAGUGUUGUCUUUAGAAAGAAUGUCUUUGGAACGAUUGCCACCAUCAAUUCAGGUCCUUAAGAACCUUCGAAUGUUGAAGUUGGAGUAUUGUUCUGACAAAUUAAAAAAUGUGUCGGUAAUUGGAGCGCUUGAGAAACUAGAAAUGUUGAGCUUUUGUGGUUCUGAGAUCAAAGAGGUUCCGAAGGAAAUAGGAAAUCUUAGACAGCUGAAGUUGCUAGAUCUAUCGAGAUGCUAUUAUCUUGAGCGAAUUGCAGCUGGUGUCCUAUCUUGUUUAUCUCGACUGGAAGAAUUGUACGCGUAUGAAUUUGAUAAAUGGAAAUCUACAGGAGAGAAUGGAGGAGGAAUAGAUAAUGCAAGCUUUGCCGAAAUAAUCCCGUAUUCCCAUCAAAUGAUGGCUUUAGAAAUUUCUCUGCCAAGUAUAAAGUUGUUGCCACAAGACUUGCACUUCAAAAACCAAAAGAUGAAAUUUAGGAUAAGAAUUGCACCAAGAUUUCAAUGGCUAAAACUUGAUUCAACUUCAGUGUAACACCCCGUAUUUUAGUGUAUUUU
This is a messenger RNA of Juglans regia (Persian walnut), 2455 nucleotides long. Its product is annotated as disease resistance protein At4g27190-like. The coding region runs from base 243 to 2432 and encodes 729 amino acids. Lineage: Eukaryota; Viridiplantae; Streptophyta; Magnoliopsida; Fagales; Juglandaceae. Gene Ontology annotation, molecular function: ATP hydrolysis activity; ADP binding. The record is from RefSeq and is a predicted model, not a curated record. The transcript has 2 exons.